Molecule: messenger RNA, 437 nt
Organism: Bombyx mandarina (wild silkworm)
Lineage: Eukaryota; Metazoa; Arthropoda; Insecta; Lepidoptera; Bombycidae
Source: RefSeq, a predicted model, not a curated record
GCCAUGUUACAAAGAAUCACUGAAAGUAUGUCAGUUCAUCGACCUAGCCAGAGCUCACCAACCAGAUUGGUCAAUUUUGACCCGGAUGAACCGGAGGCUGAUGUUGUAAAUUGGUGUACGCUGAGCGAAAUGAUCAUCGAACAGAAGAAAUUGGAUGCUGUAGAUUUAAUUUUGACUCUCACACAUUCGCUUAAGGCUCGAGCUGCUACUUGCCUCACAAAAAUACAGCCUGCAAAACCUGAACAACCUCCUCAUCCGUGGGCGCCCGGCUCUCGCCUGCAAGUCAGCUGUUACGUGUGCGGUGAUGCGAGCCAUGUAGCUUCUGGGUGUUCCAUGCGCUACAAGAAGAAAAACGACACUGCUCCAGGUGCUGUGGCAGGUCCAACCAGAGACGUCAACGUGUGUUUCAGAGCUUCAGUGUGUUUCAGAUAAGUGGU